Macadamia integrifolia is the source of this 969-nucleotide messenger RNA. RefSeq names its product oil body-associated protein 2B-like. The coding region runs from base 48 to 779 and encodes 243 amino acids. The transcript is spliced from 4 exons. The record is from RefSeq and is a predicted model, not a curated record. NCBI's taxonomy places the organism in Eukaryota, Viridiplantae, Streptophyta, Magnoliopsida, Proteales, Proteaceae.
AUAGAACUCUUUGAUUCAGUAGAGAGAGAGAGAGAGAGAGAUUUUCAAUGGCGUCCAGUGAUCAAACCCCAGGCGUGAUGCCAGGAGAAGGAGCGACGGCAGGGAAGCCAAUGACGGUGGGGUCACAGAUUCUUGAUAAAGGGGCCCAGAUGCUGCAGUCCAUGAAGCCUGUUAAGCAGAUGAAACAGCAUGUCUGCACCUUCGCCAUGUACAGCCACGACAUGACUCGCCAGAUCGAGACUCAUCAUUACGUGACUCGCCUCAACCAGGACUUCCUCCAAUGUGCCGUUUACGAUUCCGACGAUUCCUCUGCUCGCCUCAUUGGGGUGGAAUAUAUCAUAUCGGAUAGGAUCUUUGAGAAUCUGCCACAUGAUGAGCAGAAACUGUGGCAUUCUCAUGCUUAUGAGAUCAAAUCUGGUCUUUGGCUGAAUCCGCGGGUCCCAGAGAUGCUACAGAAGACGGAGCUCCAGAACCUGGCCAAGACCUACGGGAAAUUUUGGUGCACGUGGCAGGUGGAUAGAGGUGAUGUGUUACCAUUGGGAGCCCCUGCGCUGAUGAUGUCGCCGCAAGAGGUGAAUCUAGGGAUGGUGAAGCCGGAGCUACUGCAUAAACGGAACAGUAAGUAUAAUGUGUCAAGCGAAGAUCUUAAGAAAUCGAGGGUGGAUAUUAAUGAGCCAGAGAAGAUAAAUCCGGCUGCGGAUUACUGGAAACAGGCAGGGAAGGGGUUUGCCAUCGAUAUUGAGCCGACAGAGAUGAAGCGCCAUGCUCCAUUUCCGUGAAUCCUUGUGUUUAUAACGCUUUUUGGUUGCAUUCGUGUGUAUCAGGGACUAGGGAACUAUGUGGAUUUACUCUGGAUAUAAAACUAUACAGUUAUUUGUAUCCAUAGGAUCAGCAUAUAUCAAUAUGUAUGUUCAUUUUUGUGUUAAAGUUUAAACUCAAUCUGGAAAAAAAAAAAAGGUUUUAACUCAA